This is a messenger RNA of Exophiala xenobiotica, 249 nucleotides long. RefSeq lists its product as uncharacterized. The coding region runs from base 1 to 249 and encodes 82 amino acids. The record is from RefSeq and is a predicted model, not a curated record. The transcript has 2 exons. Lineage: Eukaryota; Fungi; Ascomycota; Eurotiomycetes; Chaetothyriales; Herpotrichiellaceae.
AUGUCAACGAAAACUCCUGGAGGUACCGGACCUAGUGAGAAAUUCAUGAAGAAGGAUGCCGCCGCCAAAGGCCUUGGUGCGGACAAUGCCCCAGCCCACAAGGAAGGCCAUGUUCCCGGCGAGGCACCGGUAGCGAGCGACUCGUACACCGCAAGUCAACCUGGUACGAAAGUGGGCGAGAAGGGCAACGUCGGACAAAUUGUGGGCGAGAAACCCAGCGACACGAUCAAUCAAGGAAACAUGCGUUAA